CCUUCAAAGAUCAGACGCAUUCAACCAAAACAGUAGCCUGUUUAAAUUGACGACAAUAGAGUGAUUUCCCUUUGACGUUGUUUACAUUGGAAGCAGCGACAUGAUAUUCCUGCAACCACAGAACAGAAAAGUACGACGGAAAAGAACCCCGCCGGCUGAAACAGAUGAAGGACUCUGUAUGGGGAUUCUACAGACAUUGUUAAAUCUGGGAUUCAUCGUUCUUGUCUUUCUUAUCGCAUCCUCCAGAGGAGAUUGGAUUGUAGACAUUGUUAGGUAUUUCCAGAGUAGAGACAACACGACAAACGCUUUAGUAUUAGACGCUUUUAUCCCCAGCAUUCAGUGGCCGGAAUUUAAAAGGGUCCAGAACCUCCCGAAGUACCUGCUGUAUUCUGCCUUACUGUCCGUCGUGUCAUACAACAUCUUGACAGGUCUGUGGGCGUGGCUCUUCCGUAGUGGUAAACAGAGGCAGGGAUAUGGAGACAUUGAAGAAGAUUCUACUAUCUUCAAUGACGUCAUUCUUAGCUCCUGCAACGUUGCGCUGGGGUCCGUGGUCUGUGCUUUAGUAUCUUGGUACACCCCAAACAAAGAAUACACGCAGAUAUAUAAUGACGUGUCAACUCGCGGAUGGAUCUAUUUUUCUGUGUCGAUUCCUGCACUUUUUCUAUAUCACGAAAUCCUGACGUACUACCGCCAUCGUAUGCUUCAUUCAUCCAUAUUAUAUAGAACUGUUCAUUUUUGGCGUCACUGGCCUCAGCAGACGACAUGGAGUUUGAUGGUGAUGCACCCAGUGGAAUGUAUCGCUUUGUUUAUACAAAGUAUCCUGCCAAUCUACCUGUUUCCAAUUCAUAUCGCUGUGUACCUACUGAUGACAACAUAUUCUGUAUACAGCGAUCUAAUGUUUCACAGCACCGACAAUAUGUUUCAGCAGAUUCAUAGAAGAUAUAAAAAUGUCAACUUUGGAGCCAUUUCUGUACUUAUGGAUUGGGCGUGCGGGACACUGAGGCGUGAAACAUACGACGGGUCGUUUUAUUUUGAUCCAAGAAACUGCAAUGAGGGUGCGUCUUACAAAGAGGAUUAGUUAAACGACCUAUCGUACAUAACAUUUGCGUGACAAAUUGCGAAUUGCUAGUGACUCGGUGUGACGUCUUAUGCAGUAUUCAGUUGUGAAUAUUUGUUUGCUUUGCGCCAUGCGGUAGUUUUGAAUGACAUUUUGUGCAUGGAUUUCAUUUGAUAAAAUUGGACGAGUCGUACAAGGCGAAAUAUGCUGUUUAUAGAUGGUGUAGAAUUACUGUUCAAUAGCCUAUUGUCGACAUUUCUUUGCUAUUAGACUGACGUCUCAAUUUCUUGACCGACACUGCUGCUUGCUAAAGCAUUUAGGAUUCGUAUCCAGCGAAACGCGAGAUCGGAGUAAUGAAGAACAACAUAUUUAUUUUGUUGAAAUUAAGAACAAACUGUUUUUUGAUGUAUUGGAAUAAAUUUCAAGUUUUACACACCUGA
Messenger RNA from Ostrea edulis (European flat oyster), 1497 nucleotides. RefSeq lists its product as uncharacterized. Gene Ontology annotation, biological process: sterol biosynthetic process. The transcript has 6 exons. Gene Ontology annotation, molecular function: C-4 methylsterol oxidase activity; iron ion binding. Bases 101 to 1078 code for a protein of 325 amino acids. Lineage: Eukaryota; Metazoa; Mollusca; Bivalvia; Ostreida; Ostreidae. The record is from RefSeq and is a predicted model, not a curated record.